UUCCUUCUGGUUUUGCUGCCCUUUUGCCCACGUCGUCGUUGCUCACAAGCGUUUGGGUUCGGUUCCGUCCCGCCCGGCCAUGAGUACACUUCUUCCCCGUAUCGAGCAGCUGUCUGCCCGCGUGGUUCGGGUUUUGGGUUGUAAUCCGGGACCGAUGACCCUGCAGGGGACGAACACGUACCUGGUCGGAACCGGGGACAGGCGAGUGCUCAUUGACACCGGUGAACCGGGGGUCCCGGAGUACAUCAGCAGUCUGAAGGAGGCUCUGAGCACGUUCAACACCAGCAUUCAGGAGAUCCUGGUCACCCACUGGCAUCACGACCACACGGGCGGCGUGGACGACAUCUGCAGGGACAUCACAGGUUCCGAGGUCCGAGUCAGCAAACUUCCCCGAUCCGGCCAGCUCUACGAGGGCUCGGGAAGCCAGAAGUACACGUACUUGAAAGACGGAGAUGUGGUCCACACGGAGGGAGCCACGCUCAAGGUGGUUUUCACGCCAGGCCACACAGACGACCACAUGGCGUUGCUUCUGGAGGAGGAGGCGGCUCUGUUUUCGGGCGACUGCAUCCUGGGCGAGGGCACAGCCGUCUUCGAGGACCUCCACGAUUACAUGAGGUCGCUGAGGACGCUGAUGGACGCCGGCGCCGACCUCAUCUACCCUGGUCACGGUCCCGUGGUUCGAGACGCCAGCGAGAAAAUCCAACACUACAUCAGCCACCGCGAUCAGAGGGAGCGACAGAUACUGGCGACAGUUCGGGCCGCAGCGGGAAAGCCCUUCACCUCCAUGGAGCUUGUCAAGAUCGUCUACAAAGACACUCCCGAGCACCUUCAUCAGGCAGCCAAUGUGAACCUGGUGCACCACUUGAAGAAACUGGAGAAAGAAGGAACGAUAAGUCAAGUGAUGACAGAAUCAUCAUGGAACAACACAUGGAGGAGUAACCUGUGACGAGGAUGACGUCGUAUAUUCGGUGAACGUAAUCAGCACAAAUGGAAUAAAAAUUUUUUGGUUUUGUUUUUAACACCACUGAGAUUCAUCAGUGUCCGCUACUCAGAUUUAUUUACACUGAAAACACAUUGGUAUGUAACGUAGAUUAUUUUUGGAUUACUUUAUCAACCGUGAAGAAAAAUCACAGUCACAAACAUCGCAGCAAGAUUUGUAGUAAAAAAUAAAUACAUUUGAGAAUGCAAAUGCGCACAUUAAACCGUUUGAUUCAGUGGGGGAAAAAAAACAAACUGUAAAUUGACCAAUGUAAAUCUGGCGUACCCCUUGGAUGCCAGCUAUGCACACCAGAGUUUAAGAAUCACUGCUGUCUACUGUACUGUAGUCUAUAAUUUGAUACAUAUACUAUUCCAGUCAGUGCCUUUAGAAAGGUUUAAAAUCUUGUUGUAACUCACGUCAGUCAAUACGUAGCAGCGCAGCAGCGACCAGUUCUUUCCACAUUUAGCAACUUUUUUUGAUCAAAAAUUGCAAUGAAUUACAUGAUUUCUUGUAACUAUAAAUUAAAUAAAGACUGAUUCCUGUCCUUGUGAGGCGGGUUGGAUCAUGCUCUAUUUUUGUAUAGUUUGCGUCGUGAUGACAAUACAGUAACUGAUUGAACUCCAAAAGUGUCAGUGUGUUAACUUGUGAGCUGAAUAUUGACAAGUGUAAGAGGACUUUGAGCUAGUGUGUGUGUGUGCGUGUGUGUGCACGCGUGUUCACGAAGCACUGACGUUGGAUGGCAAAGGUGACUUUACUGAAAAUAUGCUGCAGAAGAAGAAGCACGUGUACGUGUAUAAAGGUGACGAGACUUGCUGGACCACAUCCAGACCACAAGGUUAUUACAGUACACCUGAAAUUGCUAUAUUAUUUCUUG
Phycodurus eques (leafy seadragon) is the source of this 1853-nucleotide messenger RNA. It is a transcript of the gene lactb2, whose product is annotated as lactamase, beta 2. The record is from RefSeq and is a predicted model, not a curated record. Gene Ontology annotation, cellular component: mitochondrial matrix. The transcript has 7 exons. Bases 80 to 946 code for a protein of 288 amino acids. Lineage: Eukaryota; Metazoa; Chordata; Actinopteri; Syngnathiformes; Syngnathidae. Gene Ontology annotation, molecular function: RNA endonuclease activity; single-stranded RNA binding.